AUGACAGCGUCAGACUAUCCUCCGAUCGAGGAUCCCCUCCACUGGUCGUUGACGGAUCGACCCUCCGGUCCUGAGGAGAAGCAGCUGUUGAAAGCGCGACUCCUACUAGCCUUAUGGACGUCGACACCAGGCAGGGACCUCAGAUCCUCCGAUGCCUUUCUCGAAUACUAUCUGGCGCAACGCUACCUAAUCAGAGUGUACGGCUUGAACCUCCAGACCCAUGAGGAUGUAGUCAACCUGAUCUUGUUCAUCCGCGCGCGUUCUACCGUGCCCCGCGACGACCUCCUCGCACAGCUGAACAAUGAUCAUUGGACCUGGCUGGGUCCCGCACCCCAGUCCGCAGAGCACGCCGUGGAGAUAGCGGUCGGCAUCUGGCUCAUGGUCGGGGUGGACGACUGGGCGGGUUCGCAAACGCUGCAAGAGUACGUCGCGGCGUUAUUCCCCGACAAGCACGACAGCAGCGUUGUCGCCGCGCCGGUGUCGCUGGAAUUCAACGCGUACAAUCUCCACCGUAUCGGCGGCUUCGAUGUCGUCUGGACAGACUGCAUCCAGGACCACCUGUCGCUCAUCAGUGACCAGACGCAAAAGGAGCUACGCGUAUUUCAUGUAGCCUGCUUCUUACAGUACUCCACGUACAGUAACCCUAGCCAUAAAAUAUUCCCCCCCGGUUUCCUCGAAGAAACAAUCCGAACCCUUGCCCUCCUCUUCCCCGCCGCCCACCUUGACUGCCGCCAAUGGAUACAAGGGGCCCAAGAGCGCGAAAACGUUGGUCUGGAGGCCGGCCUCCUCCUGCGGGCGCCCCGCGACCUGCGCAACUACCGCUACUGGGGGCAGCGACUGCGGGAACUCAAAGACGAAUAUGAUCGGACUGAGCCUACCACGAUCAGACAGUGGGUGCUGGACAAGCGGAAACCCAACCAGCGGUACACGUUUUGGAUAGCCGUGGCGGCGUUGGCGCUGGCGCUGGUUUUUGGGUUGAUCCAGUCGGUGACAGGGAUAGUGCAGGCGGUUGCUGCUGUUCGGGGAAAUGGCUGA
Molecule: messenger RNA, 1035 nt
Organism: Aspergillus campestris IBT 28561
Lineage: Eukaryota; Fungi; Ascomycota; Eurotiomycetes; Eurotiales; Aspergillaceae
Exons: 2
Coding region: 1-1035 (344 amino acids)
Source: RefSeq, a predicted model, not a curated record